CUGGGAAGUGGACGAAAAAUGCAAGUUCUGUCCGAGUUGUGGAUUCAAAUUACCAAGAACGCUGUUUGAGGAUACAGUCCGCCGAUUUUUGUACCAGCAUUGGUUCUGAUGGCAAGACUUGCAACACAGAGCUGUCCCAUGGGACAAAGUUCUGCCCAGAAUGUGGUAACCAGUCAGAUAUCAGAACUGAAACCAAAGAUUUGAUAGUGAAGGAAAAAGACAGUGGACCAAGUGUUGCUGAUGAAGAUGCUGCUGGCAUACAAGGAGAAACUGACUCUACAACCAAUGUGCCAGUUGCCAGUCCUGUAGCUGGUGACACAAAUGUUGUCAGUCCUGUAUCUGGUGACACAAAUGUUGUCAGCCCUGUAGCUGGUGACACAGAUGUUGUCAAUCCUGUAGCUGGUGACACAAAUCUUGUCAGUACUGUAUCUGGUGACACAAAUGUUGUCAGUCCUGUAGCUGGUGACACAGAUGUUGUCAAUCCUGUAGCUGGUGACACAAAUGUUGUCAUUUCUGUAGCUGAUGAGACAAAUGUUUCCAAUCCUGUGCCAAGUGACACAAAUGUUGCCAAUCCUGCACCUUGUGACACAAGUGUUGCUGGCUAUUUACCAGCUGAAAGAGGUUCUCCUAAACAUGUUUCUGGUAACCAUGCACAUAGUGAUACAGAUGGUGCCAGCUACACCACUGGUGAACAGUGUAUGACAGAGAUAAGAGAAGAGAAAACAAAGAAGGGUCAUCAAUCAGAAGAGACGUCCGUUUACACAUCAGUGAAAAAACUGGUUCUGUUGUCAGAAAGCUCUGGCCUUCACCAUGGUUGUGGCGACCACAAAGCUGAAGGAGAGAAACAACAGCUUAAGAGUGAUGGUACAUUUUCACGGAAAGAAGAUGCCAUAAAUGUGAUUAUCCAAACAAAUAACUUGCCGAAUGAAGAAAGUAGAAGUGGCAGUGAUAAUGUCAACAGCAGCAGUCCCAUUGCCCUCCAGUCUGUGGACAAGCUGCGUGAAAUUGAUGAGAUUCAUGAUCGACUGCUUCUGUCCAAACUAGAACCCGGAACAGUUCAGGUACCAGAUAAUGCUAAAAAUGUUGGAAAAGCAGAAAAAGUUUCAGAAGAUGCCACAGUUUUGGGAGUGACCUCUCAAAAAGGCUCAGAGGAUGCUGAAAGUGUUGGGCAGACUUCUGAGAAAGGUUCAGCGAAGAACAAAGAUGAGAGAAAGGAUUCGGAGAAAGCUUCAAAGACUGAAAGGGGGACAAAGACUUCUGGUAAAGGCUCAGAGGAUGCUGAAAGCAUUGGAAAGACCUCUGAGAAAGGUUCAGCGAAGAACGAAGAUGAGAGAAAGGAUUCAGAGAAAGCUUCAAGGGAGAGUGAAGGGGGGACAAGGACUUCUGAUAAAAGCUCAGAGGAUGCUGAAAGCAUUGGAAAGACCUCUGAGAAAGGUUCAGCGAAGAACGAAGAUGAGAGAAAGGAUUCAGAGAAGGCUUCAAAGGAGACUGAAAGGGGGACAAGGACUUCUGGUAAAGGCUCAGAGGAUGCUGAAAGCAUUGGAAAGACCUCUGAGAAAGGUUCAGCGAAGAACGAAGAUGAGAGAAAGGAUUCAGAGAAGGCUUCAAAGGAGACUGAAAGGAGGACAAGGACUUCUGGUAAAGGCUCAGAGGAUGCUGAAAGCAUUGGAAAGACCUCUGAGAAAGGUUCAGCGAAGAACGAAGAUGAGAGAAAGGAUUCAGAGAAGGCUUUAAAGGAGAUUGUAAGGAGGACAAGGACUUCUGGUAAAGGCUCAGAGGAUGCUGAAAGCAUUGGAAAGACCUCUGAGAAAGGUUCAGCGAAGAACGAAGAUGAGAGAAAGGAUUCAGAGAAAGCUUCAAGGAAGACUGAAAGGGGGACAAGGACUUCUGGUAAAGGCUCAGAGGAUGCUGAAAGCAUUGGAAAGACUUCUGAGAAAGCUUCAGAGAAGAAUGAAGAUGAGGGAAAGAAUUCAGAGAAAGCUCCAAAGGAGAGUGAAGAUGGGGGAAAGAAUUCAGAGAAAGCUCCAAAGGAGACAGAUGGGGGAACAAAGACUUCUCAGAAAGGCUCAGACAGUGAAUCUGAUAGCAGCGACAAUGAGGAGGAGGAAGCAAUUGUAGAACACAAGCAAGGGCAUAACAAAGAUGAAAAACACAGAUUAAGGAAGGCAAAACGACAACAAACAAGGAAGGCAAAGGAAGAAAAGAAACGGAACCGUAAGGCAAUUAAAAGUAAGGAGGCCACUGCUACCAAAACCUCUAAUGACGGAAAACCUGAAGAAAAAGAUGGAAAUGUUAAGACACACAGUGCUGAACGAGGUGCAAACAAUUACGGGCAACAAAGCUCUACAAAAAGUAAAGAAAGCAUGAAAGAGCAGACUAAAAAUACUGUACAAGUUCAUUUCCAUGUCCUUCUUUCACCACGGAUGAAUUUUGACCCUUCCUGUGAGACAGUUGCAGUCCGUUUUGGAUUGGAUAGGCUUGGAGGAUGGCAUCCACCAAAGGAUAGGAAUAUUUUAGAACCUGAGAGACUACUUGAUGGAUUCUAUCAAGUACAUGGAAAGGUUGAGUUGGCUCAAUCCCUCACAAGAGACAGUAUACUGUACAAAUAUGUAAUUCGUGACAAUGAAGGAAAUGAAAGAUGGGAAGAUGUGAAAAGGAAACACACGCUGAAUAGGUCAUUCAAGAUGCCAGAGGACUACAAGAGUGAAGAUGUGUGGCACCAGUAUGAUGGUGUUGCUUAUGCCAAACAAGAAAUAGGAAUGUUCGGAAGAGUGAUGUCCUACAUACAGGGAAAAAGUGAUAUGGAUAAUCUGUACCAGGCAGGAGUAAAAAGGUCGUUUGAUGCUUUCUCGGUGAAAAUUGAUGAGUUGGUGUCUGUGGAUUCCAGUGUCACGGACAUUCUGGACCAAAUUACUAGAGUAUAUUUCUGCCUAAAAUUGAUGUGUCUGGACCAAGACCUCUACCUUACAGAUGACAAAAGAUUUGGACAGCAUGUAAAGCAAUGGCUGGAAAGACUGUGGGAAUCAGUGGACCCAAGGCAAAAAACUUUAGAAUGGAGAGUUAACAUGGCAAUGAUUACAAUAUGGAUGGUUUUCAAGUACAUGCAGAAUACACCUUUAAGUGAAAGCUGCUCAAGAAAGGUCUGUGAGUGUCUCUUAAUGCACCCUGAUGUUGGAAGUCCUGAACAAAGCUGGACCAGAGAGUGGAGAAUCUUUCAACAUCACUUUCAAGGGGCUCGUGUACAAGGGGACAUUAAGAGUGGUGUUGCGGCGUUUUGCUGUAAAUGUGCUGCUGAUCCUAAAAAUCAUGAUUUAAAUUGGCUGUACCUGGUACCCUGGCUCCAUUUCUUGAACAAGGAUGCAGAACCUGGAAGAAUUUUAUCCCACAGUAAACACAACGACAGAAAUGGCAGUUGGUGGGGCAUCAAUCAUUUUCUUCAGCAGAAUGAGAAAUGCAAGGAGAAGUUGCUAAAGAAUGAAGACAUUGACAGUUCUCUUUGGCACAUCAUAGAACAACUUGUUCCACUGUUUGAGAUCGACAUGUUACUACCCAGAACUAUCACGGCCUUGACAAGUCCAAGACACCUGUCCAGAAUUGUGAAGAUGAACAUAUUUCCGACUGAUGCGUUGAUAGCUACAUUGUUCUACUAUGUCAAAAUCACUGUUUACAAUUACACAUCAGGCUAUUACUGGAAGUAUAUUGAAGUGUGGAAAGUGGAGUGUUUUGAGGCCCUUGUUGCACUCAAAGAUGUAAUUUCUGAAUUAACAUACAAGGAUACAGACAAAUUUGAUACAGAGAGAAACACUACUUUAAAGGCAAAGGCAAAGAGUGCAGCAGUGAUAAGCCUGGAUUUGUACAAACUGGUCAGAGGUGUAACCUUUGUGGAAAGUCAAGUAAUUACAACAGCAUGCUGCCUCGGGGUGUUGUAUCUGGACCGGUUAGCAGAGCUUCAUGAUGAAGAUCAAGAUGUGGACCUCAAAGCAAAACAUGAAAGGAAGACAUGGAUUGAUAGUAGUUUUAACAUCUAUCUACAUGGCAUCAUUUCAUAUUUGUCACAUUUGGACAUCUUUUCCCACAUGACUGCAGAGAAGUUAAAGGUGAGGGAUACUCUCCUGCAAGUGAAGUUCCAUUGUCACAGCCUGGAAGAAACAUGGCAAGAAGCCUUGAUCAGUCAUCUGAAGGAAAGCCUUCUACAGCCUUAUAAGCAAGACAUCCUUGACUAUUAUUGUGACUCGGAUACAGAGUUGAACUCCAUCCAUCAUGUCCUGGCUGAGUGUUUGAAUCAAGGAGCUUUCAUGCAAUUGGAAAAUCUACUCAAGAGUUGCACUUUUGGUUCCGGAUAUGGUAUGCAAAAGAGAGAUCCACACAGAUUUGGUACAUUGCUGUCCAAAGUUAUGGAGAAGUCCUGGCCAAAGAACAAAGAAAAUACAAAUGCUAUCCUGCAGCAUAUAUUAUGUUGGAACUCUUUUCCAUUCUUCCUGCAAUUCUAUGGCACAUCAGCUGGGGAAGUGCUCUAUGCUGAAUGCACUGAGAAGAUAGUGUGUGCUUUGUCUUUGUUGAAUGACUUGUGUAAAGCCAUUGUUGAUGGGACUUUGGAGGUUUGGAAAUUCAAUCUGAUCAGCUUGAAUCUUGACAGAUUGAAAGAAAUGUUACUGAUUAUAGCAAAAAAAGACAACUUGAUUCAAAAAGACUGCAGAGAAACCGGUUGUGUGUUGAAGCCUAGUUGUGUAGAAGAAGCUCUAACAUACCGCACAGCAGAAGUUCAAGCGUACGAAGAUCAGAGAAAAAAAAUUCAUGAGUUCCUUAGACUCUGUGAAAGAAUUCCCUGUGUGUCUACAGAUGGACUGAAGAGGAAAUGCCGAAUAGAAAUUGAUCAGUGUAAAUUUGUUGACAUUUGCAAUCCAAAGAGAGUCCACUCAGGAGGGUGUGAAAAGUACAAGCCUCAGAUUACCCUGUUUGAGGUUGCCCCAGGUUUGGAGACUGCUCUGGAGAAGAUGUCCCUACAGGAAAGUGAGGUGUUUGUUGAACUUUGGGACCACUACGGACAGGUUUCUGACAAAACUCUGAACAUUGAGGACACAAUUACAAGGGUUUUCCAGCCAGCAGAAGCUGAAUGGUUGAAGCUGCAAAAAAAGUUGCUUGAUGAAACCUUGAGCUUGAAAGAAGUAGAUAAACAUUUCAGUGUCGAAAAGUUUGAUGAAGAAAAGCUUGAGGAGGAAUUUGUUCGUUUUAAUCGCAAUCGUAAUGAUGAAAAAGUGAAGGAGUUCGUGAAGCAAGUGAAGCGUUAUCGGGAUCUGAAACUUCAUGUGGAGUCUGCAAAGACAAUUUUUGACUUGAAGAAAGCCUUGAAGUUGACAGACAAGUUCAAGGAGAUGGAUAUCAUUGUGUCCUCUGAAAUGAGAGAUAAUCAAAAAAGCUGCCUCAAAAGUAUGGAUAAGUCCAUAGAAAAAGUGACGGAAACAUUGAAAGGCUUGGACAAACGUCGCCAGAAGUGUCUGUUUAUGUUUACCAAAUGCAAGGCUUUGGUUGAGUGGCUGGGAAUGGAAAUUCACAGUCAAAAGGAACUGAAAGUCUUUGUAGACUUGGCAAGUAUUUCUGCAGGAGAGGGAGACAUGGAGAUCAAGAAGGUGUCUAUGCUGCAUGCUGCCACCACUGGUUACUCACCACUGCUUUUUGACCUUCCAAAGGACAUCAGCUGCAAGGAGUUCUUGAAGAGGUGUGAUGAAGUCUGGAAGGCCUUAGAUGCAGACCCAGACUUGCCCCAGAAGUUGGAGGAUUUGAACCGUCACCUGAAGUGGUUGGAAAUGGUGAAGGCAUCCCAUGGAUCAGUUGAGGUUUCCUCUUUGUCACAGGCCGAAGCCAUCAACAACAAAGGGAUUUACAAGAUUGGGAGUAUUCCCAAAUACAAAGGCCAACAAAAGAGUCUUGAUUCUACUAUUCAACUUAUUAUUCUUGAAAACAAGAAAUCAGAAACAGAACGACAAGAGUACAGUUACUCUCAGCUUCACGACUUACAGAGCAGACUGAUGCUUGUGGCAGGCCAGGCUGAGAAGGGGAAGGAGGAAGUCGUCCAUUUUACAGAGGUUUUGGAUUCUGUGACAAGGCUUGCCAAUGCUUACAUUAAACUUUGCCAUGUUGGCAAUGUGUUGUUUUACAAUCUGAGUAUUGUCGUGUACAACAGUACAAGGAAAGUUCUGGUGGAUUUUGAACAAGACAAGCUCCGUUUGAAUUGCACAUGUAAAGAUGUGAAUGAUGAAGCAAUGCGUCUAGCAAGGUUCUUGGAGAAUUGCUUGGAGGAUUGGCUGAAGUACUAUGGGGAUCAACGCUCCAAGUAUUUCUGUCUGAAUCAUUACACCAUUGAGCAGUUAGUGAUUCUCCAGGGAGAACUGGUGAAAGUGAACUGUCAGAAUAAUGUGACAAACACGAUCUUCCCAUUGCUGGAAUGUGUUAAGCCACACUGUAAUAAGAAGGAUCUCUUAAUUGCCAUGGAUAAUGCCCUGAAAAGGGUAAACAGCCUUGAGGAAGAAACAUGCCGACCCACUGACUACCUGGAAGACGUGAAAGCAGAGUUUGUGGCCACGAUAGAGAAAGGUGGAUACUCCAAGAAAGAUGCACUUCGAGCUCUGGAGGCCGGGGAAAAUCCAGCAGAUCCUGAAGCAGGGUUGAUGUGGUGCUUGGCAAAUUCAGGCCUUGAUUCUGAUAGUGAUGAGGACGGUGAUGGAUCUUCCCCAGAAGCUAAGAGACAUUUUGAGGGAUGGUCCCUCAAUAAGUCUUCACUAGAAACAGUUACAGAAGAGGCGCUGACUGGUGCGAUGGAGUUUUCAUGUUUUGGCAUACAAGUGCAAAUUUUGAAAAUGCUUGCUGAUGGAAUUCAAACAAUCUCAUUCUAUGACAUUAACAUCAGUAUUGUGGCGUACACCAAUUCAAUCAUUAAUUUAUUUUGGUUACAUGUAUCAAUAUUUAACCCUUUUCAUUGUGAUAGGAAAGACAGAAGCUUGUGUGAAAAACUGGAAGGUGUGUGGAACAAUUUCAAGGCGGCUGUGUCUGGAAGCCUGUCUAACUACAUGAGUGUUGAACAUCUUGGGAUAGUGCUGUCAGAAUUGGCUCAGCUAGCUCCUGAGGAAAUCCUGUGCAAAAGUCUUCCUGCAGGAUUUAAGACAGGUGAACCUAAUCUGAUCGUAUGUUCACAAGCUGACAUCCUUGGGGUGACCUUGUCAAUCUACACAUCAGGAGUAGAGGAGACAUCCCCCCUUCCCACAACCUCAGAGGUCCUCCUCUGUACAGGCACAACAACACUGGACCAGGUGGAUAUAUUCUGGAGAAGAGCAAUCUUUGACCCGUCUGGCAAGACAUAUUGUUUGGUUAAUGCAGACAAACUGGACUAUGAUGUCAGUGACAAAGCAGAACGUCAGCUGGAAGUUUACAUGGAGAACCCAUUGAAGACUAAGGACUACAGAAUGGUGGUGCUGUGCUCAUCAGAAAGAGAACAGAGAUCCCGGAUAGUGACAGCUCUGGAAAAGUACAAAAGACCUGUGUUUGCCACACAAGAAUCCCUGAGCAAGUGUAUUCAGGCUAGACUUACUAAUGGGGAUCUCCAUGCUGCUUCGUGUGUAGAUAUCUCACAUUGCACUGUGAGGGUUAUCAGGUCUUCACGAGCUGGAGUUGGCAAGACAUUGUACAAGAACCGCUUAGUGGAGAAACUUCAGCAGAACUUUCCUCAUGCAAGAAAACGUAAGGUAGUCCACAGCAUUCCACUCCAUGGCAAAUCCGUGGAUGCGUCCAGGGUGGUGGACAAACUUCUGGGUGACACCCCAGCACCAGGACAAGGCAUCCCAAGGAUCAUCCACUUUGAUGUGGCCUAUGAGGUGCAAGAAGGAGUGGAUUUCCUCCUCUUCAACUUGCUCAUUUUGGGCGCCAUACAAAAUUCCAAAGGUUUUAUGUGGCGGAAAACUGACUUGGAUCUGUAUCUGGUAGAAACUAUGCCUCUGAUGGUCAGAGAAUCUGAUCAACAGGCUGUCAGGUGUGCACACAGCACAUUGAACUUCUUACCUUCAAUCGAGUGCAGAUCCCCUCAGGAGAGCCUGGAAAUUCUGAUGGAGAAUGCUACAGGAUAUACUGGGAGUGACAGGCUUUUUGACGAGCAGGAAUUUAAAAGUGCCACAUUUCAAAGACCAUUCCAGUACCUGAGAAGAGUGGAUCAUGCAGACUUCCAGAGUGUGAACCCCAACACUACAGAAGGGAACCUGAUAGAGUGCCUGGAAGUCUUACUUAGACACUGUGGCAUCCCUGACCCCUCAUGGACAGAACUGCGCCACUUUGUGUGGUUCCUGAAUGUCCAGCUGAAGGACUGUGAGUCAUCUGUGUUCUGUGCAGCAGCUGCUGGGGAUUUGCCAGGAUUCCUUAAAUUUGUGGUCAGAUUCAUGGUCAAGGAUGACUUUGCUACAAGAUCACUGAAUCUUUCUGAAGAGACCCCAACCUUUUGUGAAGCUCCAGAUGAAGCUGAGGAUGAAGAGGAACUACUGGAGAGGUACCAGAUGCGCAGAACCUGGGAGAGCAGCCCACAUCCGUACAUCUUUUUCAACCCAGACCACAAUUCAAUGACUUUCCUAGGGUUUAACAUCGUAGGCCAAGCUGGGGAUAUGGUGGACCCACUGACUAAGGAGGUUUUGGAGGCAGCCAUUAUGCCAAAACAGCUACAACAAGCUCUAGUGAGAAACAGAGUACCGCUGACUGAACACUUUGACAGUCUCCCCAGAGAGCAGAAACUGAUAAAGUUGUGUCGUGUUAUGGGGAUUGAGGAGAUGUAUGAUCCAGAUCAUACGUACGAGCUUACCACAGACAACGUCAAGAAAAUGCUGGCCAUAUAUAUGAGGUUCAGGUGUGGCAUUCCAGUCAUUGUGAUGGGAGAGACAGGAUGUGGAAAAACCAGAUUGGUCAAAUUCCUCUGUUCUCUACAGAAACCACCUGAGCUUGAGACUGUCCCAAACAUGGUCCUGAUGAAGGUCCAUGGAGGUACAACUGGGGCAGACAUCAUCAGAAAGGUGAACCAAGCCGAGGAGAGGGCAAAAGAGAACUGUGAAAAGUAUGGCUCAAGCAUGUUUACUGUGCUGUUCUUUGAUGAAGCAAACACAACAGAAGCCAUUGGUUUGAUCAAAGAAAUCAUGUGUGAUGGCUGCAUGGAUGGAGAGCCCUUACACCUGACCUCUAACCUCAAGAUAGUGGCUGCCUGUAACCCCUAUCGCAAACAUUCAGAUGAGAUGAUAAGAAGACUGGAGCAGGCAGGCUUAGGCUACCAUGUUGAAGCAGAGAAAACUGUGGACAGACUCGGGUCUGUACCAAUGAGGAGACUAGUAUACAGAGUCCAGGCCUUACCUCAGAGCCUGUUGCCACUUGUCUGGGACUUUGGUCAGCUCGACACCAUCGUGGAAAAGAUGUACAUACACCAGAUGGUGCAGAAUUGCUUCAAGAAAGAGCUGUUUGAAGAUGAAUACACCACCCAGUCUCGCCAGUUUCCAGAACAGGUGACCACAAUCUUGGCAGAAUCACAGGAAUUCAUGAGAGGGCUGAAGAAUGAAUGCAGCUUUGUAAGUCUGCGUGAUGUGGAGCGUGCCCUGAAGGUGAUGUGUUGGUUCUAUGAACAAAGUCGAGUCACAGAUUUGUUUUACACAAUCCACAACAAGGUCAGAGACGACAUGUCAGAUGAAGACACUUCUGAAACAGAACAAGAAGAGGACAGCAUGCCAAUGACAGAAGUUAGUGAUCUGGAGGACUUGGUCAGAUCCUUUGUGCUUGCAAUUGGGACCUGUUACCAUGCCUGUUUAAGCAAUGAGUCAAGGGUUGAUUACAGAAAACAUAUUGUUAGGUUCUUCCAAGAGCUUGCCUAUUGUGGAUUUGAUGAGGAGACCCUACUGAAAGAGAUCACCAGCUGUCAAGAUGCCUUUUUGGAUGAGAUGAAGAUUGGAGACAACAUAGCCAAGAACCAGGCACUCAAAGAAAACGUUUUCAUGAUGGUGGUGGCUAUUGAACUUCGUCUGCCAUUGUUCCUGGUUGGCAAACCUGGCAGUUCCAAAUCUCUGGCCAAGGCCAUAGUGGCAGAUGCCAUGCAAGGAAGUGCUGCUCAUGGAGACCUGUUCAAGGAAUUUAAACAAGUACAGAUGGUGUCUUUCCAAUGUAGCCCACUUUCCACUGCUGAUGGGAUACUGGGGACUUUUCGUCAGUGCUCUCAGUUCCAGAAAGACAAGAACUUGAAACAGUUCGUCUCAGCAGUUGUCCUCGAUGAGAUUGGGCUGGCGGAAGACUCGCCUAAGAUGCCCUUGAAGACUCUCCAUCCAUUAUUGGAGGAUGGUUGUCAGGGCGAUGAGGAACCUGAACCUCACAAAAAGGUGGCAUUUAUCGGGAUAUCUAACUGGGCGCUGGACCCUGCCAAGAUGAACAGAGGUGUAUUUGUCCAGCGAGAGGUGCCAGAUGCUGAGGAACUGAUGGAGAGUGCAAAGGGUAUAUGCUCAACGGAUGAUCGCGUCAGCUCCAAGAUCAAACCAUUCGUCCCAGCCAUGUCAGAAGCUUAUCUUCACCUGUUUGAAGAAGCUACUCGACAGAGGAGAGAGUUCUUUGGUUUGAGAGACUUUUACAGCCUCCUGAAAAUGCUUUACGGAUUUGUUAGGAAGUCAAAACGAAAACCGUCAUGGUUCCAACUCCAACAUGCCAUCAAGAGAAACUUUGGGGGAUUAGCUGGCAUAGAUCCAGUGGUGUCCUUCAGAGAAAAGCUGGCAGAACUGAUUGAUGUCCAUGAUAAGCCUGGUCGAAAUGACCCAGACUGCUCAGCUGCUGGCCUGAUCAAAGCUUGUCUCCUGGAUGUCACCUCUGACAGUGAAAGCAGAUACCUGCUACUUCUGACGGAGAAUUAUGGAGCCCUGACCAUUCUGCAGCAGCAGAUACUGACCCAGACUUCUGCUGGCCGGGCACCCAUCACCAUUUUUGGCAGCAGCUUCCCCAAAGACCAGGAGUACACACAGAUUUGUAGGAACAUCAACAGAAUCAAGAUUUGUAUGGAGACAGGCAACACAGUGAUUCUGCUGAACCUGGAAAAUCUGUAUGAGAGUCUGUAUGAUGCCCUCAACCAGUACUAUGUGUACCUGGGAGGGGAGAGGUUUGUGGACCUGGGACUGGGAACACACAGAGUCAAGUGUCGUGUGCACAAGGACUUCAGGCUUGUGGUUGUCGCUGAAAAACAAGUUGUGUACGAGAAAUUCCCGAUCCCUCUGAUAAACCGAAUGGAGAAGCAUUUCCUGACUGUGGAGACGAUCCUGAAUGAUCAGCAGUUGGCCUUAGCUAGACAACUGCAAAAUUGGGCGGAGCACUUUGCCAGCUCACGUACCAUCCACACACAAAGAUCACCAGUGAAGAAGGCUGUGCCUGGUGAUGCUUUUGUUGGUUACCAUGCAGACACAGCUGCCUCCGUCAUUUUGCACGAGUGGACAAAGAUAUGCUCUGAGACAGAAAACGAUGAAGUGGUCGAUCUGGAGGAGCAGGUGUUAGAAUCUGCCAAACGAACCCUGUUGUGGUGUGCCAGUCCCGAUGCUGUAUGCAGACUGAAGGCAUCCAAACUGUCAUUAGAAGCAGAUGAUUGCACACAGAUAUAUUUUCAUGAACAGAAACAUGAAAGUUUGCAAGAGUACCUAGCCUGGAAGAUUGUCUGUGAAGGGGAGAUAUCAAGCCUGAUCCAGGUGACAAGCCAUUCAAAACUGCUAUCAGUAAGGGACACAUGGGACCUGAGCCGAGCACUUCAGAUGCCACGAGAUGAAAUCACCAUGCUGAGUCUGCAAAGCUUUGACACUGAACAGCAGUUCUGUAGGCAGCUAAGAAAGUUUCUGACGGGCAGUGAGCAGCAGAGACUGUUGAUCAUACAGUGUGACUCUGGGGAUGAGAAUGGGAGUCUGGUGGCUAGCGCUCGCUACAGCACCCUGGAUGAGAUUGCACAACACGCCAACGCCACCAGAGGAGAGUUCUGUAUUGUCCUUAUUGUGCAGCUGCCACGCAUAGCUGGAGGCUGCUUCUCAGGGUUCCAGAUAGGUAAAUGGCAAUCAGUGCACAUAGAUGAGCUUCGCCCUGUGGAAAAAAAUAUCCCAAACAUAGUGAAACUGUUUAAACGCAGUAUUGGAGAGUUGCUUCAGCAACCUGCCAAUCCUGGCAAUGUAACCGCACCACAGUUUGCAACUUUUCAACAAGAUCACUCAGUGCACAUGAAUCCACAACAGUCAGAAGCAGUGGAUGUGGAUGUCGUAGAAGAAGAGGGAAGCCAGAUGGACUGGGAGGGUGAGAAUGCUGGAGCGUUGGCCUCUCCAGCUGCAGGGAACCCUGUUCUGGACACCAGCAUGUUUGUUCACAAAUGUCUGCAGGCAGCAGCCUCCAUGAUUAAGGAUGAUGAUGACAACCACAACAGGACAACUGCACGAGUCCACCUCCUGUUUGAACUGUUGAAUGGCCCCACAGCAGGGGAGUUGAGGUUUACAGAAGUUAUAAACAAACGCCUCGUUGAACUGUUGAACAUCCGUGAACAACGCUUGACAUGUGUUGAUAUUUCACGCUCCUGGCUUUGCGAUGAAGCUGCUAGACCAGAUGUGAUCAGCAGGGCAGGAACAUUGAGACGCUCAUGGAUGCAGGUAAUUGAGAACAAAAUGACACCCCUUUUGGCUGGCAUCAUUGCCUUCAUGGACACUAACAACAACCUGGACCUGCUGAUGCCUGAUGGGGUGUCAGGUGAUGAAAUGUCUGCCUGGAAGAGACACCUGUGGUUGAUGCUUAUGAAUGACCCUGAAGCCACUCCGCUAGACUACCAGGAGCUUCUGUCUCCCAAGAGGAAAAUUGAGCUGAGAGAGAUCUACUCCAAACUGUUUGGGUUUGGGGUGACAAUACCGUCUCCCCAGUUGCCCUUUUCCUGGAUCCUCAUAAGCAAAGUCAGGAAUCUACUGAAAAGCAGUUCUGAAAUAAAAGACACUGACACCAUGGCACGACUCUUGGCUGACUCUGGCAUUGGAAGAGUGCUGAAUUCUGUAAUGGAGGCUGAACACAAGGAUGAACUGCUGAAAUGUUACCUGCAAGACUUUAUUUCCAUUAUCCACCCAACCUCCAGCCCCGUUGAACACAAGUUGAUAUGUCAGAGUGUACAUGCCAUUGUCAUCAGCCGUGACGAUGGCGAAGGGCUAAUCUCUUCGUUGGUUCAAGUGCACCAAGUCUAUGAUGAAUGUCAAGGUCACCUCCAGAACUUCUCCAGUCUGAGCAAGGUUUGGCAGGAUUGUGCAAAGUCGGUGGAACACUUCCUGGAGACAAACCCAGAUCAUUUUGUGCACAAGUCGUCAGAGAUCCUGAUUGACAUCCUUGCCACUGACCAUGUGCUUCAAAGCCUGCAACCAAGCAAAGAGGAAAUGGACACGGCCAAGGGGAAGAAAGUCUGGCUAGAAAAGGUGCUGUCUGUAAAGCCGGUGAUAGAGAGGGUGUGUCUCUCCCAGCAGGAAGGUACAGAUAGGGAGGAGAUGAGGAGGACACGAUGGGAGGCUCUGACAGAGACCAGGAAUACUUGGGACAGAAUUCAGGUUCUGAAACUCUUCAUUGAACAUGUUUGUCCUCCUGAUGCCAAGGGGGCAAAGAAGUUGAAAUUUGUACGCUGUAUGGCAUUGUGGGAGCUGAUCAAAGAUGAUGUGAAUUUCAAACAAUUGCCAAGUCUUGAGAAAGUGGAAAAAUUUUUGAAACAAAGCAACAAGGGUGCUUUCAGCCAUUUCUUUCGGAUGUCACAACGCUGUGAAAACUGCAAGGAAGAAAUGAAAGCAGUACCUAUGUUACUCCCGUGUGGACAUGUAGUUUGCGAGAUUUGCUUUCAUGGAUUUGCGGCGGCUGACAAGGAAUGCCCAGUUUGUCAUAAAAUCAUCCCAGAGGACUAUAAACCCAAAGAAGCGACAGAUAAUAGAAAAUCCCUGGAAGCUUUCUCAUCCUACCAACAACGCUGUAACAGUUUCUUCAUGGCUUUGGUGUCCCAGCUUUGUUUUGCCAAUGACUCCCCACCAGAUGGCCAGGUUGUCCAAAAACUGAUGGGGUUUGUCACAAAAAGACUUGAGUCAAAACAUCACAGAUAUUGGCUUCGUACAAAGACAAUGUCAGUGUUGGACAGUGGCAUAGAUCCUAACCCUGUUGUGAGAUCCUUUCUACUGCAGCUGCUCCUGAGAGCCAGUUCAGAAGUUGAUGUAAUUAAGCAUCUGAGGGACUUCUUUGAUCAGGCAAAGGACGUAUGUAGGGGGCUGGAGGAAAAUGAGGGCAACAUACACGACCUGGUGGAGAUGAGUCUGCUGGUCACACAGUGCUUUGAGGACUCAUAUCGUAACAAAAACUGUGCUCGUCAAAAUGAAGACGAGGAACAAGAAGUGCUGUGUGCUGCUCAACUUCUGAAGGAAGCCUGCAGACAGGGUGUAAAAGGUGGCCUAGACGUGGAUGCUCUGCAAAACAUUGCCAGGGUUCGCUAUGGCCUCACAGUGACAGCUAAAAGCCUUCACAGAGUCUUUGUGACUAAUGACAGCACCAUGAUAGCACAGACAGGCUCCUUUAGGAAACUUGUGGAGGGCGCAAGGCUUCUGUGUGAGGAUUGUAGAACAACUUGGCCAAGGGUUUUCCUGAUGAGAGAAAUUUGUCGGUCAUAUGGCUCGCACAGCUUUGAUGUGAUCAGGAAGAAAAAGUUGACAGACUGGUUAUUGCCCAAAGAGAACACCAAUCAACAAGGCAGCCCAGACCAUUACGUUGUAAUUGGGGAUGAGUACCGCAGACUGCGAGAGCUCCUGACUCAAGUCAGCCUGGGAGAAGACGUAAAGCAACUGAUGACCUUCUUACAGGCUGCUGGCAUCCAUGAGAACAUCGUGAAGACCCGGCUGAUGUUAGCGGUUCACCGAGAGAUAACAAUGACACGAUCAUUGCUAAGUGAAGACCCAGUGACCACCACAUCUCCAGAGAUCAAGAAAAAAAUUCAAGAUGUUUGUCUGGAUGCCGACAGUACUAAUACAGACCUGAUCAACAGGUUAUUUGACAACCAAGUUGGGGUAGACUGUCAUAGACUUGUGGCAGGCCCAGGACUGUCCAUGAGGGACCAGCACAUUGUGUGCCUUGUGUUCCACCUGAUGUGUGUGGUGAAGAACACGAACAACAGCGGUCUCCUGCAGCCACUAGUGGCCAUGGCACAAACCCCAAACAUCAUGAGUGGUUGUUAUUUGCCCACAAUGCCUGAGGAUCACUUAAGUGAGGUGCACGAGGCUCUAUUAGCUGCCAGGGGCACAAGUGUCACACAGGAAAACCCAGUCAUGUACAAAUGUCCACGAGGCCAUCCAUAUGUGAUUGGGGAUUGCGGACGACCGGCGGUGCAAGAUAUUUGUAGAGAACCAGGCUGUGGUUUACGGAUAGGAGGAGCUGGUUACAAUCUGGAACAAGGAAACACACAAGUAGGAACUUCAGACCAAGAUAUGACAAGGCCUGGCCAUGUUUUGGGAGCCCCGGAAUCACGGUACAGACAUCCUGUUCCAGAAAGGACACUUAACCCAGCCAGCUGUUCCAUCCUCCGUCUUCUCACCCAUGUGGCUUUGUACAUCGGUGCUAACCACCACCCACAAGACGUGGGUGGUCUGAUUCAGUCUGGGGUGAGGACCUGCCUUGAAGACUUCCUCUGGGGGCACAUGUCUGUAGAUUUUGAGGUCAUCCAGGCAGCUCUAGGGAAGGGAUUUGACGAUGUCCUUGUACUGCUUCACCAUCUACUGGACAGGAUACACAAUGAUACAUCACGUGUUGGUGGCACUCACUAUAACCUGAAGGAGAAGGCUGGAAGGUCAAAGUGGGAAGAACAGUUCAACAUGACCUAUGUGUCACCAGUUCUCUCUAGGUUGGAGGAUACUGUGGCUAUGCUGAAUCAGAAGUUGCUGGAUGAUGACAGGCUUGGUUCCAAUACCCUGAUGCGAGUACUGUAUGAGGCUGACACCCCAGAGGCGCGCACAGAUCUGGACAACCUGGUGGAAGUGCCUGCCUUCUGGAGAUACAGGUCCCACAUCUCCCUAGAGCAUCUAGAGCAGGUGUUUAACCAACAGGAGAACCAAGGCCCCAGUGCACGCACCAGUGAACAGUUUGCUCUUCUACAGCUCUUCCUACAACAGGAUCAUGUGCUGAGAGCAAUCCAAAACAUUCACAAUGACAUCAGUAAAGUUACCAUGUUUUGUCACAUUUGUGUAUCAGGAUCAUGUGCUAAGAGCGAUCCAGUACCAUCUGAACUCCCUAGACCACCAGAAACAUUCACAGUGACAUCAGUAAAGUUACCAUGUUUUGUCACGUUUGUGUACCAGGAUCAUGUGCUGAGAGCGAUCCAGUACCUGCCAAGCAUCCUGAAACUGCAGAGACUGCUGAUCCAGAAGUUCCAGCGUAGGAUUGAUGCCUCAGAGGCCAGCAGCAUGCAUCAUAUGCAGGUCUACCAAGAUCUGGAUGGUCACAGUCAGAGAGAGUACAAGAAACUGCUGCAUGAUGUGUCCCAGGCUUGGGACUGUGUCAGGGUAAACAUCCCAUCUCACGGCUAUCCAAGCCCAAAAGGGCGAGUGCAUGUGCCGCGGGAGUACUGUCAAGAAACAAUCAGCAGUAACUCCUGCCUGGCCAUGCUUCUUCCCAGCCUGAGGGGACAAGGGCUCUGUUCCUAUGCCCUCGUUCACUUUCUGCUUAUGAAACAAAACGAAUUUCUACAACAGUACUAUCGUAUCACGGGGAAGGAGAUGUCCAGUGUGGACACAGUGUGCUGUUACCUUGCCAGCUCUCUGACACCAGCCCAUCUGAUCAGCUACGACCCAGACAGAGACAUUCUGCCAAUCAUCCUUGCCAACUCAAACUACUCAUUUGAAGUCGGCAAAGGAACACAAGUGCAGUACGACUUCAUAAACUUUCAGCAUCAGCUAGACAGCCGUUUUUUCCAGGGAAAACCCCUCCUCAAAGUCGAACAGGUGGAAACAGUGAUAUUCCGCACAGAAGUUUCCAACGCCAGCAUUUUCAAGACUCUGCGAGAGAAAAUCAAACAGGUGUCACUGUGGCAGGGUGUGAAGGCACAGAUCUGCAAGGAGCUGCGCUCUGUCCCUGAUGUCUGCAGCGCUCUGGCUAACGUGGAUGUCAGUAUCAGCUUUCUGGUGUCUGCCCCACAGCACCCAGAGCUGAACCUGGAGGACUUCAUGGUGAAAACCCUCAAGAUGAAUGAGCCGCUCUACAGCCCACAGGCCAAGAAGCAUUGUCUGUUCCAGCAUGUCCAGGCAUUGUGGCUUCUGCUCUCUCUAGAGAAGAUGAGACGACUCACACAUAAUGGCCAGGAUGCAUUUGAAGGUCUGGAUGAAGUAUUCCUGACAGAAUUGACUCAAGAACAGGAGGAAUUACUAAAGAAGUACCUGAAGAAGCUAAAGGGCAACAAACUGGACCUGUUUAUUGAGCAGCUCCAUGAUUGUCUGGUUCUGAGGAUCGCUGUGUCACAAGACAGGACUGCUGAGGACUUCAUGGAGAUGGAGCAGAUGAGAUUGCGUGACAUGUUAAUGGGUCAUGUGGAAUCCUCUCUGUAUGAGGGCAUGGCUGCCACAGUCAUGACACAGCCUGAUCUCUACCUUCAAGACUUCCCAGAGGACAUCCUCUGUAAGCAGUCUGCGGCUGUCCUCCAUCAGGCCAUACGUCAGGAGAGAUCGUCCCCCUACCAGUGACAUGGAGAGCCAUAUGUCUGGUGUCAGUGCCAAGAACUACAAGUACUUCUUAAAGAAGUAUACAGUAAUUGUCCUAGAAGAGACUGUCCAAACUACAUGCACACAUGUAGUACAUCAAGAAAGCAUUAAAUGCUAUACAACUUAGAAAAAGAGGUUUUUCUUUCUCUUAUAUUAUGAAUACACAUGAAUAAUGUAACAAGAAGCUAGGAAAGGUGUUCUGUUCCGAAUAAGGAGCCAUUUAAAACAGUUUUGUCACAUUGACCAAGCCUUUGAAAGCAUAUGUACUGGGCAUGUGAUGCAUAAUAUUUGUGAACAUAUUCAUAGAGAAUGUCUUCAGUGAUCCUUUUUUGCAUGUCUGUUCCACUUUAAUGUACAUGUAUUAAAACAAUAUAUCCUUUGCAUUAAGAUUUGACCUUUGUUGUCGAAAAGUUAGACAGCUAUAUAUUUUAUAUCAGUUGUAGUUGAGCAAAGAAUAUAUAAACAAUACAACCCUAUAGGAAUGUACAUGUACAGUUAUAUCUAAAUACAACCUCAUAGGAAUGCACAUGUACAGUUAUGUCUUAAUACAAACCCAGAGGAAUGUACAUGUAGAAGGGGUUCCCUUCACCACUUUUUUGUUACUGUCUGAUGAUGGCCUCCAGAACCUCAUGCCAUGUACAUGUCUGUGGUACAAUGUAUUCUCGUCUAAGUGUUGAGUUUCUUUUUGACUGUUAAAAUGUGUGUCAUAUCCUCAUGUAGUAAGUGUAGCAAAAAGUGUCUAAGUAAUUACAAAACAUGCUUUGUUUGUUGUUGUUGUGUUGUAUCUUGUUCAUUUUAGCCAUAAUAUCCACAGCUUCCAGCAAUGCUUCACGUUAAUCAUGAGAAAAGUUUUACAGUGUCCGUUUGGCAGAUUUGUAUCAUCUGGGGUUUCGUUUUAAGGAUUAUGUACCAAGGAUUUCAACAUUGUGUUAUCCUGGGUGAAAUCUAUAAAGUUGUAAAGCCUUAUAUUAAUAAUAACAUAAAUAUGUAGCUAUAUAUAUAUUUGUUUCUUUUACUAACACAUAUAUGUACAUCAAGUAUUUAUAAUAAGAUUAAAGUUGAAAUACAUUUUGUCUUUACUAUUCUAAGAAUAGAUUUGUUCUUGUCUUUGUAUGAUCUUCGGAAUAUUUUUAUUGAUUUCACUGUGAAGAUAUAACAUGUAUGCUGCAGGUACACGUUUUCUGCAAAUUACAUGCAUGGUCUCACUUAAUAGUAACUGUUAGUUUGUUUGUGCUUAAUUUGUUUGUUACUAGUAUCUAAUUUGGUUACAUGUGCAUUCAAAAGAGUAAUAGGUGUUGUAAGCUAAAAAAUGCUAUCAUUAUUUUAUCAAGAUGGAUGAAGCUUUGGACAUGUUUUAUUCUUGCCCAAUAAAUUGCUGAUUUGCAAUUGUGAUAUCCUUUACAUUCAUUGUAGGUAUCAGAGAAAGGUGUUUUAUUAUGGAUUGCAGAUUUUGUAUACUUUUUGAGCCUAGUAUUGUUUUACAUGUAUCAGCGAAAUAGUUAUAAAUGUGUGCACUUGUUUUUCAAAAUAUCCCCUAUGCAUAAGUCUUGUGACUUUUUGUGACUCUGAAGUGCCUGAUUUUCUAUAUAUACUUGCAUAUGGAUACAUAUAUAUGGUGUGUAACACCUUCCAUGCCAUAUGGUAUCAGUAAUGCUUGUACUAAUUAAAUGCUUUCCUUUAUGUCAACAUCUGACUGAAUUCUUUUUAAACAGGACUUUGUGUUGUGUGUUCAUUGUAAGCUAUAUUUGACAUGACACAACGUAAACACCAGUGUGUAGUUGAUGAUUGUGAAAACUGAAAGAAUGAAGAAGGAAGGGUUUUCUGGCCAGCUCAACCCUGACAGUGGAUGCAAGGAUUUUGACAUUGGGAGACACAGGUUUAGUCUCAGUUUGAGUCAUGCAGAAAACUGGGCUGUGCCAAACAAUUGGUCAUGCUAAAACUGAAUUUAGCUGUUAAGCGAAACACUGGGCCCUGCUAGGACUGUCAGGUCAAACAGUUACAGAGGGUCAUGCCGAAAACUGGGUUAUACUUAAGGAUUGGUA
Liolophura sinensis is the source of this 19798-nucleotide messenger RNA. RefSeq names its product E3 ubiquitin-protein ligase rnf213-alpha-like. Gene Ontology annotation, molecular function: ubiquitin-protein transferase activity; ATP hydrolysis activity; starch binding. The record is from RefSeq and is a predicted model, not a curated record. Lineage: Eukaryota; Metazoa; Mollusca; Polyplacophora; Chitonida; Chitonidae.